Molecule: messenger RNA, 2270 nt
Organism: Nomia melanderi (Alkali bee)
Lineage: Eukaryota; Metazoa; Arthropoda; Insecta; Hymenoptera; Halictidae
Gene: UGP
Product: UDP-glucose pyrophosphorylase
Biological process (GO): UDP-alpha-D-glucose metabolic process
Molecular function (GO): UTP:glucose-1-phosphate uridylyltransferase activity
Source: RefSeq, a predicted model, not a curated record
CGGCCGGGGCCUGAUAAUACGGGGCAAUCAAUUGGCUAGAACACAGUGCCGGCCGAUAGUCCACUCUUCAGAGUCUCCUCGCUGGCUCGCGCGGAGACACACGCUGCUGUUCGUAGCUGCUGGUGCCGUGACACGCACACCAGUCACGCGGAGUGAUCGGCUGCCUGACGGCCCCCGUGAAUCAGUGUUCGCCGCGAGCUUAGUAUUUCUCCGUCCGUUGUUAUCGUCGCGGAUAAAAGUAGGGGGGAGGAAACACUCCUCCGUCGACUAAUCUGUAAUUGUAUGGAAAAUUGGAAAAUUCUUUUUCGACGAACUCGUUAUCUCGAGUCGGUUCGAAAGAGAUAGGCACGGGUGACGAGCAAUGUCCCUCAGAGGAAUCAUUGCUUAAUCGUUAUGCAAAUCUGCUGAGAUUGAAAGAAACGAAAAGAAAACGAAUUAAACGAUAAACCGUCACCAUGCACAAUUUCACAAAAUUAAACUGCGGCAAUGGUGGGGCGACGUUACUCUCCAAAGGGAAAGAUACACAGGCAUUUCGUGAGAGGACCAAGCGGGAUGCCCUGAUCGAGCUGCAACAGGAAUUAGAAAAGCUUCUGGACACUACGCCUCCAGGGGAACUGAAGGAGGAUCUGCAGCGCAAUUUCAACGGAUUCACUGAGUUGUUCCAACGUUUCCUCCAAGAGGAAGGUCCAUCGCUAGAAUGGGAUCGCAUACAGAAACUUCCAGAAGACGCGAUAAAAGAUUACAAUAUUUUGCCAACCCCGGACGGAGAAGAAGCCAGAGCCCUUCUAAAUAAAUUGGUUGUUAUUAAAUUGAAUGGUGGACUGGGAACUAGUAUGGGAUGCCAUGGACCAAAGUCUGUGAUAGCUGUUCGUAACGGACUCACAUUUCUUGAUCUUACUGUUCAGCAGAUCGAGUAUUUGAACAAAACUUAUAAUGCCAAUGUACCUCUGAUUUUAAUGGAUUCUUUUAAUACCGAUGAUGAUACGCAACGAAUUAUCAGGAAGUACAAAGGGAUAGAUGUUGAUAUUUAUACGUUUAAUCAAAGCUGUUAUCCUCGCAUCAAUAGAGAUUCUUUACUCCCGAUUGCGAAACACACUGAUAUUGCGGAAGACAUUGAAGCAUGGUAUCCUCCUGGUCAUGGAGAUUUCUAUGAAAGCUUCAGAAAUUCAGGUUUACUGAAGAAAUUUUUGAAAGAAGGUCGCGAGUAUUGUUUCAUUUCAAACAUUGAUAACCUUGGCGCAACUGUUGACUUCAAAAUUUUGAAAUCAUUAUUGGACAAACGCGAAACGUCACCCCUUGAAUUCGUUAUGGAAGUUACCGAUAAGACUCGCGCUGAUGUCAAGGGUGGAACGCUAAUUAAAUAUGAAGAUAAGCUUCGCCUUCUUGAAAUCGCACAAGUCCCAAAAGAUCAUGUAGAUGACUUUAAGUCUGUGAAAACUUUCAAGUUCUUCAAUACGAAUAAUUUGUGGAUCAAGCUUAGCGCUAUCGAGAGGCUAGUUGAAUCGAAUUCUUUAAACAUGGAGAUUAUUGUUAAUAAUAAGACUUUCUCAAAUGGCCUGAACAUUAUUCAAUUAGAAACAGCUGUGGGAGCUGCGAUGAAAUCAUUCGAUGGAAGUAUCGGUAUAAAUGUUCCACGUAGCAGAUUUUUGCCAGUAAAAAAGACCUCAGAUUUAAUGCUUGUUAUGAGUAAUUUGUAUACUCUUCGCAAUGGUUCCUUAGUAAUGAGUCCUCAACGAAUGUUCCCCACAACACCCCUUAUAAAAUUAGGCGGUAACCAUUUCUCCAAGGUCAAAGAGUUUCUCACCAGAUUCCCAACUAUACCAGACCUUUUGGAGCUGGAUCAUUUGACGGUGUCAGGUGAUGUUACUUUCGGUAAAGGUGUAACUCUGAAGGGAACGGUUAUUAUCAUUGCAAACCACGGAGAACGCAUUGAUCUCCCGUCAGGCACGAUCUUAGAGAACAAAAUAGUUUCUGGCAAUCUUCGUAUUUUGGAUCAUUAAAUGAUCCGUCAUAGAAAGAGUGUGUUUGACUGUUAUUAGUUGAAAGAGAGAUCGAAGAGAAAUGCGCAUAAUGUAUGUUCGUUUAAUAUGAAAAAUUUAAUCGUGUCUUAAACAAGAACAUGUUACGAUUGUACAUAAAAACAAAAAACAUAAAAUGAAUUUUCAAGCAAAAUAAUUUAAAUUUGUAACAUGAAGGUAUAUGUAUACUAUUUUCGAUGUAGCAGUAAGAAGAUACUAAAAUUAUAGUCAAAUUUCAUGUUGUUUAAAAUA